AUGUCCGCCGCGGACGAGCACAAGGCUCGUGGGAACGCGCACUUCGCGAAGCACGAGUACGCGGCCGCGAUCGAUGCGUUCACGAGCGCGAUCGAGUGCGAUGGGACGAAUCACGUCUUUUGGUCCAAUCGCUCGGCGGCGUACUCCGGAGCGGAGAAGUGGAACGAGGCGCUGAGAGACGCGGAGAAGACGAUCGAAUUGAAGCCCGAAUGGGGCAAGGGGUACGGAAGAAAGGGAGCGGCGCUGUUCGGGAUGCAAAAGUUUGACGAAGCGCGAAGCGCGUACGCGCUCGGAUUGGAGAAGGAGCCGGACAACGCGCUGUUGAAGAGCGGAUUGGAGGACGUCGAGCUGGCGAUGAACGCGAAGAAGGGAAGCGAUGAUGGGAUGCGACAGAUUGGGGACAUGUUCAGAGCGCCGGAUCUCAUGGCGAAGUUGGCGACGAAUCCGGCGACGCGGGGUUAUUUGAGUCAACCCGAUUUCAUCGCGAUGUUGAGCGAGGUGCAAAAGGAUCCAUCAGCGCUGAAUAAACACCUCGCUGAUCCGAGGAUGAUGAACGUGCUGAGUGUGGCGAUGGGGAUCAAAGUUAUGAGCGGGGACGAGGCGGCGCAGGAGUUCGGCGAACACGAGGCGGACUCGAAGCCGACGCCGGCGUCGGAGCCAAAAAAGGCGCCCGAGCAGGCUCCGAAGAAGGCACCCGAGCCCGAGCCCGAGAUCUCGGAGUCGCGCAAGCGCGCGCUCGAGGCCAAGGAUGCGGGUAACGCGGCGUACAAAAAGCGCGAUUUCGACGCCGCGAUCGCCAAGUACGACGAGGCGAUCGAGCUCGAUCCGGAGGACAUUUCUUUCCUUAAUAACCGCGCGGCGGCCAACCUGGAGAAGGGCGACUUCGACGCGUGCAUCGGCGAUUGCGACGCCGCGAUCGAGAAGGGACGCUCGAUUCGAGCCGAUUACACCGUGAUCGCCAAGGCGAUGACGCGAAAGGGUAACGCGCUCGUCAAGCAAGGAAAGCUCGAGGAGGCAGUGGAUCAGUACCAGCGCUCGCUCACCGAGCACCGCACCGCGGACACACUCAAACGUUUGAACGACGCCGAAAAGGCGCUCAAGGAGGCCAAGGAGGCGGCGUACCUCGACCCUGUCAAGGGCGAGGAGGCGCGCGAGAGAGGUAACGGAUUCUUCAAGGAUCAAAAGUUCCCGGAGGCGGUGAAGGAGUACACCGAGGCAAUCGCGCGAAACCCGAAGGAUCACAAGGCGUACUCGAACCGCGCGGCUUCGUACACCAAGCUUACCGCUUUCAACGAGGCGCUGAAGGACGCCGAGAAAUGCAUUGAGCUGGAGCCCACCUUUGUGAAGGGUUACGCUCGCAAGGGUGCGGUGCAGUUCUUCGUUAAGGAGUACGACGACGCGAUGACCACCUACUCCGAGGGCUUGAAGCACGACCCGACGAACGAGGAACUUAGGGACGGCUUGCGACGUUGCCAAGAGCAAAUCUCUCGAGGUGCCUCGGGACAGCUCUCGGAGGAAGAGAUGAAGGCUCGACAAGAGCGAGCGAUGGCGAACCCAGAGAUCCAAGCCAUCCUGAGCGACCCGGUGAUGCGACAGGUGUUGCAGGACAUGUCCACCGAUCCGAAGGCGGCCGCCGAGCACCAAAAGAAUCCGAUGAUCAUGGCCAAGGUGCAAAAGCUCAUCAACGCGGGCAUCGUGCAGGUUAGAUGA
Ostreococcus tauri is the source of this 1710-nucleotide messenger RNA. RefSeq names its product Tetratricopeptide repeat. Bases 1 to 1710 code for a protein of 569 amino acids. Gene Ontology annotation, molecular function: Hsp90 protein binding. NCBI's taxonomy places the organism in Eukaryota, Viridiplantae, Chlorophyta, Mamiellophyceae, Mamiellales, Bathycoccaceae. The record is from RefSeq and is a predicted model, not a curated record. The transcript has a single exon.